Messenger RNA from Xyrauchen texanus (razorback sucker), 3201 nucleotides. RefSeq lists its product as uncharacterized. Gene Ontology annotation, molecular function: nucleic acid binding. Bases 1 to 3201 code for a protein of 1066 amino acids. NCBI's taxonomy places the organism in Eukaryota, Metazoa, Chordata, Actinopteri, Cypriniformes, Catostomidae. The record is from RefSeq and is a predicted model, not a curated record. The transcript has a single exon. Gene Ontology annotation, biological process: DNA integration.
AUGGUUAGUGACUGUAAGAUACAAGUGAUGCUUGAUUCCGGGGCAACUGUAAAUAUCAUUGAUGAAACAACUUAUCAUAGACUGAGACAUAAGCCCUCACUCACUAAAUGCACAGUUCCCAUCUUUCCGUAUGGUUCAAGCACCCCACUGCCUACCCUGGGAGAAUUCACCUCACUGGUGGAAUCCAAAUCACGAUUCACAAACGCAACCUUCCAAGUACUGCAAGGCAGUAACGGCAGUUUACUUGGCUAUGACACUGUCAGUAAAUUGGGACUAAUCAAAGUUGCUAACACACUCCACACAGCUCCAGAACAGCCAGUGCAGUCACUACAGCCUAUGACAAUCUCAAACCAGACAGAGAUGAAUGCAAUAGAUGAUCUCCUCACUGAGUAUGGUGACCUCUUCUGUGGGAUGGGAAAAUUAAAAGACUUUCAAGUCAAGCUGCACAUAAAGAAAGACGUUCCUCCAGUCACACAACCUCACAGAAGAGUACUGUUCCAUAUCAGGAAGCGAAUUGAAGCUGAAUUACAACGUUUAGAGGAACUUGACAUCAUUGAAAAAGUGGAUGGGCCCACUCCAUGGGUUUCUCCAAUUGUUCCUGUUCCAAAGCCAAAAGACCCAGAAGCAGUGCGCAUUUGUGUGGACAUGAGGAUACCAAAUCAAGCCAUCGAGCGAGAACGACAUCUCACACCUACAGUAGAUGACAUAAUACAAGCGCUCAAUGGAGCCAGGUUCUUCUCAAAACUGGAUUUAAACUGUGGAUAUCAUCAGCUGGAACUGGAGCCAUCAUCACGAUAUAUCACAACAUUCUCCACUCAUGUAGGACUGCGACGUUAUAAAAGACUGAGUUUCGCAGUUUCCUCUGCAGCAGAGGUAUUUCAAAAUGCCAUUCAGCAAGCCCUGGAUGGUAUCCCAGGAGUCAUUAAUCUGAGUGAUGACAUUCUGGUGUUUGGUAGAACAAAAGCUAGUCAUGAUCAAGCUCUAAGGACAACAUUUCAACGACUUAAGGAGAAGAACCUGACUCUUAACAAGGCCAAAUGCUUUUACGCACAAAACACUUUAGAUUUCUUCGGAUACACAUUCUCAGAUGGCGGUUUCUCUCCUGAUCCCAAGAAAGUUCAGGCAUUACAUGAUGCUGCGGCCCCAACCAACGCCAGCGAGGUCCGCAGUCUUCUCAGCAUGGCAAACUACAGUGCCCGCUUCAUCAAAGAUUUUGCCACUAUAACUCAACCUUUGAGGGAACUUACAAAAAAACAUGUUCACUGGACUUGGACAGAGAAACAUCAGAAGUGCCUUGAUAAAAUGAAACAAAGUCUAACAAGUGAUGCUGUCAUGACCUAUACUGACCCUUACAAACUAACUGAACUGGUGGUUGAUGCAAGUCCUGUGGUUCUUGGGGCCGUGUUGGCACAGAGAAUGGGCCCACAUGAACCAGCCAGAGUGAUAAGCUAUGCAAGCAGAGCCUUGUCACUCAUUGAACAAAAGUAUUCACAAACUGAACACGAGGCUCUUGCCAUUGUGUGGGGCUGUGAACAUUUUCACAUGUAUCUUUAUGGGGCACCAUUCACCCUUGUCAGUGACCACAAACCUUUGGAAUGGAUUUUCAAUAAUCCCAAAUCCAAGCCGCCUGCUCGUAUAGAACGUUGGUGUCUACGUCUUCAGCCUUACAACUACACAGUCCGUUACAAGUCUGGCAAGGACAACCCAGCGAAUUAUAUGUCACGCCACCCCACACAUGUUUCACAUGGCUUUCAGGAAGUUUCUAACAUCGAACAACAAGUGGAAGAAUAUGUGAACUUCCUUACUGCAAACGCCGUCCCUAAGGCAAUGACAUUAACAGAAAUUCAGAAUGCAACCACAGCGGACCCCACUCUAUGCAAAUUCAUCCAAUUAAUCAAAGGAGGCUCAUGGGAGUGGUUUGAAAAACAGGAUUUUGCUGAUGGAGUUGAUGUUGCUGCAAUUAAAUCAUUCCAUAAAAUCAAAGAUGAACUGACAGUAACCGCAACUGAUGACACUGUACUGCAUGGCACAAAGAUUGUUAUCCCUCUUUCUUUACAAGUCAGGGCAAUAUCACUUGCACACGAAGGCCACCAGGGGUUAGUCAAAACAAAGAAACUGAUAAGGGAGAAAGUUUGGUUCCCUGGCAUUGACAGACAGGUAGAAAUCAUGAUAGCUGAGUGCAUCCCAUGUCAGGCCGUUGUGCCCAAUCACAUACAAGAACCUCUCUGCAUGUCUGAACUGCCUUCAUCACCAUGGGAAAUAGUUGUUGUAGACUUUUGUGGUCCGUUCCCCUCAGGUGAUUACCUUUUGGUGGUCAUUGAUGAAUACUCCAGAUAUCCAGAGGUGGAGAUUCUGCAGUCCACGUCAGCCAGAGCCACAAUUCCUAAAUUAGACAAAAUAUUCUCGACACUAGGAAUUCCGCUGGAGGUCAAAACAGAUAAUGGUCCACCCUUCCAAAGCUCAGAAUUUGCAGAUUUUGCAACGUAUCUAGGUUUCAGACAUAGGAAGAUUACUCCACUCUGGCCUCAGGCUAAUGCAGAGGCUGAACGCUUUAUGCGUACCCUUGAAAAGGCCAUAUGUGCUACACAUGUGGAAGGCCGCCCAUGGAAACAGACUCUAUACGCAUUCCUACGCAAUUACCAUGCCACGCCUCAUUGCUCCACUGGAAUGGCUCCUGCUGAUGUGCUGUUUGGGAGGCCCCUUCGAAUCAACCUACCCGGAUCUCCUCUUUCCUUCCAGUCUCUGACAGAUGUACCUCUACGACAAGUGGAUGCCCUGGCAAAGAACUUUAUGAAACAAAAUGCUGACUGGAUGCGACGUGCUGCUCCGGUGGCUCUGAGAGUGGGCGACGUAGUCUUGUGUCGUCAAAAGAAGGAAGGGAAGCUAUGCCCUACCUACAAUUCCCAGCCAUACAAGGUUAUUGCUGCUGAAGGUUCCAUGGUGACAGACAAACGCAAUAAUCAUGUCAUCACCAGAAAUUCAUCUCACUUCAAGACUCUACCAGAAAAUGCAAAUCACUUCUCUCAUUCGUGUGGUUUGAAGGUCAUGAGUGGUGGACGAGAUGCCAUGAACUGGACUGAAACUCUUCCGGAACAAACCCCAGAGGACUUAGCCCCUGACCCCCCUGGGUCACAGUCACCUGUUCUUAGAUACCCAGUCAAGAUGAAUAGAGGACCCCAUCACAACUCACUGAGGACUUAG